Paramacrobiotus metropolitanus is the source of this 9498-nucleotide messenger RNA. RefSeq lists its product as uncharacterized. The record is from RefSeq and is a predicted model, not a curated record. Lineage: Eukaryota; Metazoa; Tardigrada; Eutardigrada; Parachela; Macrobiotidae. The transcript is spliced from 31 exons. The coding region runs from base 542 to 9325 and encodes 2927 amino acids.
GUGCUGACCGGCCACUGCAGUUUGAUUUCGACGUUCGCCAACACACAGAGUGCGUGUAAUAUAGUGUAUGGAUGUUGUUGUGCAUUUUCGGCAUUUUCUGUUUAUUGUGGCGGUUCGAAGGGUUUUCAUUUAGUGAUGAUGUAUGAAUGAUGGUUGACCUAAUUAGGCUAACGCUGUGGUACUUCCGGUAUUCCUGUUGUGAUCGUUUUCGAGGAUUGUUUAUCAUGUCCUGCUGAACGUUAUUGGAUUAUUUUGAGCUUUGACUGUCUUCUUUCGAGGCAUCGUAUUUCCGCUGUUUUGAUUUUAAUUUGCUGUUAUUUUCCAUCGUUUAUUGGUGUGAACAACGUGAUUUGGUAAUUGUUACAAGUACUUUCGAACCGAAAUGCGAAGGCGGAUAUCCGUGUCCAAUGAGGAAAUUACGGAAAUAUAACUGAUCACAUUGCUGAUGGGAUAACACCAAAAUAAUCAGCAAAUUCCUUCGGCAAUUUUUACGUUGUGUGAUAAGGAUGCGGAAUGUGCUUCCGGUAGCGGUUAGGUUCUCAUGGAUUACAGGUGCUAUCUGUAUAUCGUGCGCUUGCUGACGGUCAGCAACCUGUUUCAUUGGAUUAGUGCCCAUAUUGUCCUAACAUACCCACCGGCACGCAAAUACGCGCUGGACUACCUGAAUAACGUGGACACGCCGGAACCAUGCGGCAUGCCACGAGGUCUGAGCGCGCCGACGUAUCUGGAAUCCGGAACCGACAUCAACGUCACGUGGUCUUCGGCCUAUCCGCACCUGGGCGGAUACAGUAUUGAUCUGCUAGACGCGAAUUAUGAUCGCGUCAGCACCCUAGUUCCUGCGUCUCUCGCCGGUCGGGAGCCGCGCGCAAACUCCGAUGUGCUCAAGUGGCAAGUGGCGCCACUCAACGAGAUCUCGCGGACGGUCAGUCUGCCAAAGAGUCUCCGCUGCGACAACUGCACCUUGCGCAUUGUGCGCCAGGCCCUGCAGUGGAACAACUGGACCAGCGAUUCCGACGGCUUCCUCUUCCGCAGCUGUGCCGAUGUCACGAUUCUUCCGCAAAUUGAUGGCACUCUCAAAUGCUCUAGUCACGGCAGCUGGACCGGAACUGAAUGUCUUUGUGAUGACCUUUACACCGGAAAUGCCUGCCAGUUUAAAGAAAUUUGCAGCCGUGAUAGUGACUGCAAUUUUCAUGGACGCUGCAUAAACAUCGGCAGCAAUACAGCGCCCCAACGGCGCUGCUUCUGCAAUUCUGGAUGGCAGGGAAUACGAUGCGCACAAGGUUCAUCGGUGAGAAUACGCGUAUUCAAUAAGGCCUAUUAUACGCACUAUCCCCUGGCCGAUGAACUCCAUCUCUACUGGAAGAUCGACAAAAGCGCAGCGGAAAUGGAAAUGGUCGUCCAAUCCAAAUCGACCUCGUGGGUCGGCAUUGGCUGGCGACCAGCAGAUAUAUCAGCCGACUGCAAAGACUUUCCUCGCUUGCCCAACGAGACCUACUGGCCACAUGGAGCCGCCGUCCUGAAUCACAGCCUGGAUUUGGCAGCCCGUUCCCUGGAUAUCCUGACCUACUCCGACAACAGCGACGCUCUCAUCCGCCCCCGACGGCAGGCGGAAGGUACGCUUACAGCAGAGCGUUGCUCACUUCCGGUGGAAAGUGUUGAUGAAAGGGUUUGCAUAGAGCUGCAUCCGAUGGACUGCACGGACAUGGUGGUGGGGAUUGCGCGCAGCAGCUACGGUCAAGUGGGCGACUACUACACACGUGACCGCUCCACCCCGCGACCGGAUGGAUUCUACGGGGGUAUGGAGAGUUUGUCGGCCGGGAUUGUCUACGAAGAGGACGGAUGGACGACGCUGCGUUUUAUACGCACACUGGCCGCUCUGGAACCCACCGAUCAUGCCUUUAUCCCCGGUCCCAUGCACGUAGUCUUCGCCCGUGGUCCGGACGCCAGCAGCCUUAAGAAGAAUCCUGCCGCAUACGCGCCCACGGGCAGUCCGGCGGAUGUGGGCGAAUUUUAUGCGGCGGAUCAGCUGAAGUAUCACGGCAGCGGCGGGAAUGACCGUGGGUCGACAGUGAUUAACUUCUUCGAUGAGCACGAUAGCAGUAAGGAGCUGGGGACUCCGUGUGUGGGGGAGUGGCGGACGCCGGCCAACUGCCGCGGCAGCGGAUGUCGUUAUGUGGCACACUGGGAAUACUUGGAGGAAAUUGAUUCCAUCUAUUUUAAAAUCCAGUCCCGCUCCAGGGAAAAAUGGACCGGCAUCGGCUUCUCCAGUGUUCUCGAGCACAUGCCCAACUCGGAUGUAAUCGUGGGAUGGGUGGAUGACGAGGGAAAGGUGCAGAUCACCGACCGGUACGCUGACGGCUACCGCGCCCCGAAGGUGGACAAGAAACAGUACCUGCAAAACAUUGCCGGCAGUGCCAACGACGCUUUCGUUACGCUGGAGUUCACCAGGCCACGAAAGACCAAUGACAGCGACAAUUUUGAUUUUUGGGAGGAUAACUGCGCGUAUUUUGAAUUUCCCGUCGAUGGUGGGCGAUUCGAUAAGAUAUCUGGUGUGAUCAGCAAACACCAAUAUAUUCCUUCGGUGUCCAAGACGAAGAUCUGCAUCCAGUCCUGCAAGACCGUAACAACAACCGCUGCGUCCACAACGACAACGCCCACUUCCGAUGCCGAUCAAACCGAGGAAAGCGAUGCCUCGGGUGACCUUAUGUCGCAAAUCCAAAUGGGCUCGGUCGAGCCACAACUGCGGACCGGUGAGAUCUUCAUCCCCGAGGAAGAGGUCACUACCGAGCUUCCUACAACGACGAGUACGAAAAAGACGACCACUACCACCACGAAACGACAAACAACACAGAAGCCCAAACCCAAACCGAAGGUUCCAGUAAAAGCGGCGGGCCGAGCACUACUGCAGCCGGUGCGCCGAGCCACGAAUCCAGCGACAAAGGUCACUUCGACGACCUCCACGACGACCACAGCCACGACGCCAACGACAACGACCAGCAUGGCCACAGAAGAGAAAGUGGAUGAUUUGGUGGUGUCGCCGCAGCAGGAUUCCAUGGAUUACAUUGAUCCAGGGCAGGAGGAACAGAAUGCCACCAGUACAACUUUGUCACCAACUGCGGUGCCUACGACAGUGUCAACUACGAAUACCGUGAUGCCUACAACUGUCAGCUCAACAACAACUGCUCCGACAACAACGACAACUGUGACUUCUACAACGAGCACGACGACAACAGCAACGACACACACAACGACGACGCCCACAACGACGACACCAACAACAACAAUAUCAACGACCACAACAACGACAAUGCUGCCAACAACAACCGCUAAGACGAUUCCAGUAACGACGUCGACCGUUGCCACUCCGACAACUACAACGACGGCGUCCACGGCUAAGCCAAUAACUACACCAGUGCCAUCGACACCCACGACGCUAGUUGUCACUACUACGGAAAGUCUGAUGAUGGCUGAAGAAAGCGUUGUGCGCCCAGUUAUACUGCAGCAGGUGUUCCACGACGACCAUAAAGCGGCGCUUUAUCCAAAUAUAAGCGUUGCCGUUUCGGUCAACAAUGCGACUACAGUCGCGACAGCGCCCGUAACGAAGAAGCCGGAGGUUGUGACCAGUACCACGACACCGACGAUGACAACGAUGCCGACUACGACAAAAAUAUUAACGACGACACCAACGGCAGCAUUAAAUGUUACCGACAAGCGAACAGUUGCGAUCGUUGUCGUCAACACUUCUACGACGCCACUGACUUCCAUCAUUACGACCGCCCAAUCAGCUGCGCCGUUGAUGACGACUCCCUUACUAACAACGACAUCGCCCAGCUCCGGGUUAACUGCUUUAUCGACGUGGAGCAAGACCAUCGCGGCGUUAUUAAGCGCCUCUACCAAACCCAUUGUCAAUGCUACAUUGACAACAACAAAGCUGUCCACAGUGACCGCUUCGCCCGGUGUGACGAAAGGGUCGGAUGUGAAGACGGGGCCGACGGGGUUGGGUAUGGCGUUUCUAAUAAAAAACGACAGCAUUAGAACGCCGGCACCGGUGGCGGUGCUGUCCUCUACGACGACAACAACGGUGGCGACAACGACAGAAAAGCGACCGCCCGUGGGGGAGGGAUUUCAUUCGGAGUGUCGUGGAGAAUGGCGAUCGCCGCCCGAUUGUCCCACAGAAAAAUGUGAGUAUCUGGCCAUGUGGGAAUUCAACGUGUCAUCGGGGGAGAUCCAAUUUUUUGUCCAGUCAGCGCACCCUGAUCGCUGGACGGGGAUCGGCUUCUCGUCGAAUGGAAAGAUGCCGCAGUCACAAAUCAUUUAUGGCUACCGAACUGGCGAUGCGAGCGUUGCUCUGCUGCAAGGCACCGCGGAGGGAUACUAUCCACCAGUCAAUGACACCGACCAGGAGAUUCUGCAUCCGGUUGGCUGGGUGAAAGAUGGUUUAUUGGGAUUAUCUUUCCGCCGAAAUAAGACGCUGGAUGGUGCAUUCUGGGAUGACGAAAAACUCUGUCCCUACUUCCUGUUUCCUUAUACUGGUGGAUCGGUGGAUUCGGCGUCCGGCCGCAUCGGGAAGCAUAUCCAGACGCCGGUGGUGAGCGCCAAUCGCAUCUGCAUGCAGCCCUGCACGUUUUUACCCACGGUUCCAGUAACGCUGGCGCCGUCUACCACCCUGCCCACCACCCAACCGACCACUGUGCAGCCCACCACUACCACCUUGCUGCCGGUCAUCGAGGGCACGCCCUGCCGCGCCAUAUUCUCCUACCCACGUAACUGCAACGGUUCCGAUUGCAUCUACGUCGCACAAUGGGACUAUAUUCCGGAUCGAGAUGAGAUUAACUUCCUCAUACUGUCGAAUCGCCUUAAUACGUGGACGGGAAUUGGUUUCUCCGACACCGGCGAAAUGCCGUACUCGGAUAUGAUCGUCGGAUGGGUCGGCGGAGAGGGCCGCGCCACUAUCACCGAUAGAUGGUCAACCGGCCACACCGAGCCCCAGCGCGAUUUGCAACAAGACAUUAGCCGGCUGGGCGGGACCGUGCGCUACGGCACGCAGAUGAUCACUUUCACCCGCAAACGCCUUACCUUGGACGAACGCGACUACCAGUUCAACGACACUAACUGCCCGUACCUCAUUUUCCCGGUCUUCGGCGGCACCUACGAUGAACUAAGCGAGGUCAUUGAUAAACACCAAGAUACACCCGUGGUCUCCGAUCAGCGCAUCUGCAUUCGCGCCUGCCGCAAACCCUCCAACGCCACCCGCAACAGCCCCUUCAACUUUCUGGACCAGAAAGCCAUCUUCCUUGACCCCGGCUUUGUCUCUUCCAUCACCAUGACAUCGAGGGGAAUAACCACCUACUCCACGCAGUCGUUUUCUACCGACAGGACUCUGAACUUUCGCCCCAUCAAUUGGCAUACGACCAACUACACGUUGAGGCCUACGGCGCCUCGACGCUCUACCAAACCCAGCCCAGUAUCCAAUCUGACCUACCGCACGAAAACCGCGGGGAUGCUGGACAACGCAACCUUUUCCGGGGGUCCUACGACCACUCCCUCGCCGGAGGAAAUGCUCCAGAAGAUCCUGGCUGAAGCUGGCCUCUCGGGAGUUUCUGUGGAGGUCGUCAAUCCGCCGGUGGCGGUGCCGCCGCCGCCACCGCGAACAACGGUCAGCAGUCCGCCGCUGUUGUUCACCAGCACCGUCCGCAGUCCCAACGGGACCGUCGGGGCAAACCUCGCCGCUCUGGCAACGCUCGUCCUAGACAGCAAACCGGAGAAUGUGACCCUGUCCCCGCUAGCCAGCGUCUCUCCGUCAUUCACCCCACCCCCCGGAGCGGUCUUAUUGUCGGUUACCAGUCAGAAUACUCCGGCCUUUUCUUCCCCGUCUAGUCCGCUCGGUACCAUCAGCCAACCGACUGUCCCUUCGAUCCUGGUGCUCCCGCCCAAGGGCAGUGGCGUGAUGCAUUCGGAGCCGCGCCAAGAUGGACCGGAGAUUAAAAGCUCGGACAACACUGUUACCGGCGUGAAUUUACAGGGCCGUGCCCCCUCCGAACCUCUGGCCGCGCAGAUCGGACCCCUCCCGACCACGCCUGGUUGCGUCAGCGCCGACGAUAUGUUCAAACAGAUUUUACUGAGCAUGUCAUCCUCCACCCGUCCUGACACGGCUACUAAGCCUAGCCAGCCGCCCACGGGCACCAUCUCCGUGACGCGUCCAAGCAAUCUUCCACCGGAGUUUGAUACUUCUUCAUCGGUGGCUAUCCCAUUCAUCCUCCCAGAUCCCAGUGCGCCGCCCAAGUACACUCCCUGGACCACCCGGGGCGAUGUGUUUAUGGGGUCGGCCUCGGAGACUAUUGGUGUGCGGGUGACGGCGCCGCCUACCCCGAGGAGCACUACUCGUAGUGCACUGGACAACACCACUCGGAUUGCGCAGGCGUUGACUUUUAGUGAGAAUGACCAGGGACAGCUGGGAAAAGAUCCGCUGUGCGGGGAUAACUUUCGCUUCCCGUCCGGCUGCGAGAAAGAGCAGUGUCUGUAUAUGGCCACAUGGCGGCCGGGCAGUAAUGUGGACGAAGUGGAGUUCAUCAUUGAGACCGGGACACCGGAUCUGUGGACUGGGAUUGGCUUCGGUGAUGAUCGGCAUAUGGUCGAUUCGGACAUUAUUUAUGGGUUCAUCCGGUCCACUGGGAUACCAAAAAUGGUGGAUGCCUACGCCAAGGACUAUACGGCGCCGGUCAAGGACUUUAGCGACAACAUCCGCGUUAUCGAAGGCGGUCGACGCGGCAACCGCGCUUUCUUUCACUUUGCCCGCAAACUGGCCACCGGCGACAAGUACGAUUACGAGUUCGGCCGCGGUCGCUGUCCCUACUUUAAGUUCCCCAUCAUGGGUUCCACCUUCUCCGAGAGCAUGAGUACCGGGAGUAUCGCCAAGCACCGACGAACGCCCAUCGUCAGUCCCAUGAAGAUCUGCAUCGCCAGCUGCAAUGCCGAGCAACUAGCAGCCUUACGGGAGACGACGACCGUAGCUACCACGACGACCACCGUUCCCACCACGGCUGCCGCCAAUCGCAGCCCCUCCGUAGCAAAAACGGCGGUUUUGGCCGGCACCAAAGCUGCCGGCGCAGACGGCAACUCCAGCUCAGAGAAGGCGCUGGUCUGUGCAGGGGAGUUCCGAUAUCCCGACGGUUGCUUGGAGGACAAAUGCCAGUACGUGGCACAGUGGGAGUAUUUGCCGGCCACCGACGAAAUUAAGUUCGACAUUGUCAGCGCCGAUGUUGACAAAUGGACUGGCAUCGGCUUCAACGAUAAGUCACUCAUGUCUUUGGCCGACAUGUUCUACGGGUGGGUGGGCGAGGACGGCAAAGGGAUGCUGAUCGAUGCGAAAGCGCCGGAAGGCCGCCAGCAGCCGGUGCGUGAUAUGAUACAGGAUGGGAAGAACCUCACUGCUCGGCGAAACGAGCGCUUCACGCAGCUGACCUUCACCCGCCGGCGACUGACGAAGGACAAGAAUGACUUCCAGUUCACCGACGACGCCUGUGCCUACCUGCUGUUCCCGGUGAAGGGCGGCGACUUCAAUGCCGACGCCCUCAUGAUCAGCAAACACGAGGCAGUCGCGCAGAUCAGUCAGAAGCGGGUCUGCAUCACGUCGCAGUGCGCGGCGCAGAUGAGUACACCAGAUGUUGGUAAACCGUCCGAGAAACGAAUGCAAAGUGACUUGCCAGCGGGACAAAAUUCCAAUGCCACGCUUCAACCGACCACCACAACAGAAAGCACUACCAUCAGCAUACCGAGUUAUCUGCCGUGUGAGGGCACGUGGAAGUAUCCGGACAACUGCGCCGAGCCCAACUGCAUCUACGUCGCUUCGUGGAAUUUCCUGGACGAUGCAGACGCCAUCCGCUUCGUGGUCAAGGCUAAAGCAGCCGGCUGGACCGGCAUCGGCUUCAACGACGACAUGGCCAUGAAAAACGCGGACGCCGUGAUCGGAUGGGUAACGUCAAAGAACUCGGUGGUCGUCACUGACCGGCACUGCGUGGACAAUCUGGGCGCGCCCAUGGAUGACGAGCAGGACGUCUUCGAUGUUGCCGGUCGUAAAGAGGAUGGCUACCAAGUAAUUGAAUUCACCCGCAAACGCGAUACUGCCGACGUCAACGCACAGGACUACAUUUUUGGCGAUCAGAAGUGCCCGUUCUUUAUUUUCCCCGUGGUGGGCGGUGCCUACGACAGCUACGGUGGGAUCCAAGCGCACAGUCAGAAAGCCUUGCCCAAGAUCAGCUCCGGGCGCAUCUGCGUGCGCAGCUGCAGUGUGGACGUGGCGCGCCGCAUGGUGGUCACCUUUCGCAUCGUCGACCGCAGCUGGACGCCGGAGAUGGAUUCACGCAGUAGUGCCGGCUUCAAGAAGCUGGAAGCGGAGGUCAGCGCGUCUAUGAGGAAACUGCUGGGCAGUACGCCGGGCUUCCGGGGGACGCGGGUAUUGAGUAUGCGGCCAGGGAGUGUCGUCGUCGACGUGGAGAUCGUCAUUGAUCCCACGGCCAAUCAGACUUCAACAGCCGCCGCCAAAACCAUGCGGGAGAUCCUGGUGAGCACCGUCAAAACACGUCAUCAGCUGGGAACAUCGUCCUUCACUGUGGAUCCCGACAGUCUCACCAUUUCUAACGCAGAACAGCUGUUUAUGAACGGUGUUCCGACUGCGUCCUCAGACACCACCACCGUGGCGAUGGGCAACAAGGCUCCCGAGUCGGAAGUGCGCACCUAUGCCAUCAUUGGCGGUGUUUGCGGAAUCAUUGUUAUCUUGUUGUUACUGGCUUUCGGCAAAGUGUGGUACGACCGGAAAUCUCGCAUUCAACGUCACCGAGAACGAACGCGCAAACAGAGUCUGGACGCUGCCGCUGCCAUGGAAGUCUCCUCCCGCGCCCACUCGCAUCCUCAUUCUCAUAGUCGCCCGGGCUCCCUCCAACCGCGACAGCACUACGGUCUCCCGCAGCCGCCCUACGACCUCGUUCACUCGGAGCCGAAACGGCCGCUGCGGCAAUCCAGCGGGAUGAUCUCGCAGAUGAGCGGAAGUCUGCCGCCUCCCGACUACUUCGACCACCAGCCGCGGAAGCCCAGCAAGGGCUCGGUGGGGGUGGUGGGACAGCGGCUCAGCGCCGAGGAGAGCGAACGUACGCUGACCACCUACAGCAGUACGGAUUCGCGCAAGGUGAAGAAGGUGCGAGAGGCGGAGGAAGAGGAGGACGAAGACUGGGGCGAGGUGGAGGAUCUGCGCGACCAGCGCCCGGCUGAUUUCUAUUUUAUGCCUAGUCAGCGCCGCUGGACGCAGGUUCCCGACAAGUUCAGCACGUGAUCGUGCGCAUAUGAUUGUCUUUGAUGUACUCGAUGACCUUAAUGCGCAAAUGUUUUGUAUAUUAAGCGAAAUGGCGACGGUCAACAAGGAAAUGUUUAUGAACAUGAGCAGUAACUGCCACACGUUUCCCAAAAGACAUACUGAUUAACAAAUAAAGGAUACAAGAUUUUUCG